AUGUCGCCGACGACGACCACAACAGACACUCCCAGAUUGCUUCCCACCUACCUUCAUACGCACCAGUACGUUUUGACCCUCCUCCCCACCCCUGCUCACGAGGCAGUGCGAACCCACAAGGAAGUGUCCGACUCGCCGUCGUCGGGCGCCGUGUCGUAUGUGGUCGGCGUGGACGAUGCAGGUGCCAUCAAGGCGGACGUGGAACGCAACCUCAAGCUCUGGAGUGCACAGGAGGCUCUUCGCAAUGGGCGUCUCCCCUCCAACAGUCAACUGGACAGUGUGCUCGGCUUUGUAUCCAAGCACCUGGUCGCACCAAAGUCCAUGUCGCUCUCUGCCGACACCCUGACCGCAAUCUCAUCUGCACGCCGGCUUGUCGAGACGAUCCGCAUGGUCAUCAAGGUCAAGAACGCCGACGAGCUCAUCCAGGAUACAACGUGGAUGGCGUUUGUCGAAUCCAGCUCGUCGUAUCGCAUCCGUUCGAGCCGAGCGCCUACACCCAAAGAGCGGCCGGUUGAAGCACACAACAUUGACAAGGACCUCGAUGCCCUGGUCAACGGUGCAGCAAGGGACUAUGGCGAACGCGAAGGCGAGCUUACCAAAGCUGCACGCAACAUCCGAACGCUCGGCAUGAUCCUCAUCACCAACCCGGAAGUCCGACAGGCCAUGAGCGAUCUGGUCAAGCUCGGGAGAGAGAUGGUGACGGGCAAGCCCAGUGACGAGGAGCUCGAUACCGAUGAAGACACGGUCGACCUGGUCUUAGAAGUCGGCGCGGAUGGUGUUCCCCAGGCGGUUCCCGUCAACUCUGGCGAGCCCGCCUCGGCAGUUCCGCAGGAUCCGCCAGACACGCCCAUAGACGAGAAUCCAACCUUCAACAUGCCCGGCUCGUUCCUUCCAGCGUGGGACGAAGAGGGGUCCGACACCGAGGAAGACUGGGCGGACGCGCAGUCUGAUCCGGGGCGUGAGACGAGGCAACAGGCAAAGUUCCACGAGCUGGUGUCUUCGGCAGUCACAAGUCUCCAAGGCCAAGAAGGCUACGUUGAAUCAAUGACCUGGCUGCUGGACACCUUUGAAGUGUACGAGGCCGAGAUGCUUGCCAUCAAGCGUGGGGAGGACCCCGAUGACCUGGGCAUAUCGCAUGGAGCCCUCGGCCCCGCCACACGGCGCAUUCUGGCCAACCUAAUCACGUUGGCAGAACGCUUUGCGCGCGGAAAGUCUGUCGAACCAGUUCAGCAGUCCAUCCUCACCAUCUAUACGGACAUUCUGUCCUCUCAUGAACUGCGGAGCAUGAGUCGCGAGGUGGACGCGUUCAUUCGACGCGUCUUGGUCGAGCCGGGCUACGUCCAAACUGCAGAGUGUGUGGCCAGGGGGAUCGAGCUGCGGACGCGGACCCAGGCUCUCCUGUCAAACGAGCUGUAUGGCGCACACUGGAGUGCGCUUACGUCGGGCGUUCUGGGAUGGCUAGGAUGGACAAUGGACACUCCACGGGGCGCCCAAGUGGUCACUCCUUUCUACGACGACCCUUUGACACGACGCCUCGACAAGGACUGGCAGCGACUUGUCAAGUCGAUCAUGCAAGACAGCCGGGGGCAUCUCAUGUUCAAGCGCCAGCUGUGGUCCGACAUUGGCGGUAUGAUCGGCCCGGCGCUUGGUGGUCUGGGGUACAUCCCCGUACCCCGUCUCGAGCUGGCAAACCCGACUGUGGAGCUUGUCCUGGAGAAUGUGUACCUGUCCGUUUCCAACCUCGUCCCGUCCAUCAUCACGGUCGAGGAAGACAUCGCGUACAAGUGGUCACCGUUUGACUCGAUGGACGCGUCAUGUGCAGCGGCCAACCACUGGAAGCUACGCAUCCACGUCCAGCAAGUCCAGGCGGACGUCAAGAAUGUCCCGUUCUCGCUGCUCUGGAAGAAGGGUAUCAGGUAUGCCGACACGGGUCUUGUGGAUAUUACACUCGCUCGCAAUGGUCUCAGCAUUGUCCUGGAUGUCGAGAUUGACAGGCGCGAGGACUACCCCAGCGUCCUUGUCGUCCACAAUGUAGACGUGUCAGUCGACGAGUUGGAAUUCACCUUCCGCAACACCAGGCGCGAUUGGCUCUUCCGGCUCUUGUUCGCCACUGUCGCCGUUCCGGCGCUCAAGCAUCUCAUAUGCACCAAGCUGGAGGCCAAGCUGAAGGAACGCCUGGCACAACUGGACGUGCACCUUGUGGACGUUCGCGACCGCCUCAAAGCUGCGAGCAAGGACAUUGACGCGAGGCGCAAAGAGGGCGAGGCGACGCCGGGCACCAGCGGCACACUCCUGCGUGUUCUGAGUGACAAGAUGAAGGAAAUCCGCCAAGCGAAAAAGCUCCACGCCCCCGUCUUUGCAGGCGAAAAGGGCGCACGGGAUGCCGUCCAGAAGGCCGACAACGAGGCAGCGGCAGGCCGUUCACCCGAGAAGCAGCCCCAUGUUGUUGAACCAGAGCCCGCCUCGGACGUUGAGGAGCCUGGGGGUCCCCCACGGCGCAAAAAGUUCAAGAUUAGCUCGCGACUCGAAGACACGUUGCUGCCAACGACGACGCCCAACGCCGACGAGUCGUGGGUGUACCGCAGGUGGCGAGCCGAAGAGGCUGCUCGCCUCUCGGGACGCGCCUCGGCGGAAAUGGAGGCCACCACAAACGUCGUUGCAGCGACGGCGACUGGGCUGCGGCUCGGGUCUCCCAGGCCAUGGCGUUCCCCCGUGUUCACCUUCCAGUAG
This is a messenger RNA of Apiotrichum porosum, 2730 nucleotides long. RefSeq lists its product as uncharacterized. Bases 1 to 2730 code for a protein of 909 amino acids. The record is from RefSeq and is a predicted model, not a curated record. The transcript is spliced from 4 exons. NCBI's taxonomy places the organism in Eukaryota, Fungi, Basidiomycota, Tremellomycetes, Trichosporonales, Trichosporonaceae.